UCCAACGCUCAGCCUAGCGGGCGGUAUUCCGGCAACUCUUGGCCCGCAUACCGAGAAUUUCCGCCAGCGCCAGCCACUCAUGUCUGCGAGGAGUGUGAAGCGAGCACAAGGUAUCUGCUGUUCUUGAUAUACGCAUAGUAUUUUGUUCGAGAUAUAAAGCCUACUCGAGCCCACGGCGUUUCCAUGAAACAUACCUUUCAAACCACCAUUCUCAGACAAUCUUAAGCCUUACGCAUCGGACAAAUUCCAACGCUUUCAUCCGUUUAUCACUAAACUCGAUCUUUUAAGCUUAUCAAAAUGGUUAAGGUCGCCAUUGCAGGAGCUUCUGGCAAGCUUGCUCUCGAGGUUAUCGACAGGUUGUCGAAAACUGAGAAGCAUGAAAUUCUUGGCUUAGUGCGAAGGGACCCUUCUUCAUUGCCUACAUUCCCAGGAGUAACAUGGAUCCAUACUUCUUAUGAAGAUAAGACAGCAUUGACAAGAAUUCUCACUGGUACUCAAACAGUGAUCUCUUUCAUUGUUGCCCAUGCGGACCCUGGCGCGGCGACGUCAAAGCGCUUGAUUGCCGCAUCGAUUGAGGCAGGAGUCAAGCGGUUCGCUCCGAGCGAAUGGGCAAUGGGCACCAAGUUGGACGAGGUGGUCGACUAUACACCCUGGUAUGCCAACAAGUUGGAGGUCAAGCGCUAUCUAGAGGAAGUCAACAAGGACAAAAAGGUCAUCGAGUACACUUUGUUCCAGCCUGGCGCAUUUAUGAACUUCCUAGCGUACCCUCAUCAGACCGCCAAACAUUACCGAGUCGACUACCCGGCACUUUUCGACUUCUCCAGAGGCUGUGGGUACAUUCUGGAAGGCUCUGAAACCUCAAAAAUUACCCUUACCACCAUUGAAGACAUUGCGGAAGUGACCGCCCGAGCGGUUGAGUUCGACGGGGAAUGGCCCAUAGUUGGGGGUAUCACCGGCCAAACAAUCACUAUCGGUGAGAUCUUGCAGUUGGGAGAGAAGAUUCGAGACAAACCCUUCGAGGUGGACAGAUUGAAACUCGAGGACCUUGAAGCCGGAAUUAUCAGGACAAACUUUGUCACACCGCUAGAUCUACCUGGCAUGUUACCGGAAGAACUUGCAAACUUCACAAAGAUGGUUGUAAUUGGAGCUACUGUAUCAAUGACAAAGGGGGCAUGGGCUGUAUCUGACGAGUGGAAUCAGCUGCUCCCUGACUUCAAGCCUAUCGGCAUAGAGGAGUACGUGAAAAGCGUCUGGGGGGACAAAUGACACUUUCAUGGGAUUUGGAAUACUUCAAGGUGAGGUUUUACUUUCAUUCAUGUGUCCAGAUGACAGAUGUUUUCACAUUGUUAUUUGUACGUCAAGCUCGAUAAGUUAGUCAAAUUUCCCAAUGCAAUCAUUACAUAUAGCAACGUCUCGAUGUUCAGCAUUGGCCCAGCGACUACCGCGAGUCUCUAGAGGUAUAUAUAGGCGC
Molecule: messenger RNA, 1471 nt
Organism: Colletotrichum navitas
Lineage: Eukaryota; Fungi; Ascomycota; Sordariomycetes; Glomerellales; Glomerellaceae
Exons: 6
Coding region: 298-1266 (322 amino acids)
Source: RefSeq, a predicted model, not a curated record